AUGGUGGUGAGGGGAAGCCCGGUGGCCGGCAGUUUCUUAAGCACUGGGGACCAAGCUUCCAAGGGAAACUACGGACUCCUUGAUCUGAUCCAAGCUCUGCGAUGGACUAGCGAGAAUAUUGCUUUCUUUGGUGGUGACCCUUUACGAAUAACUGUUUUUGGAUCAGGGGCUGGCGCCUCCUGUGUUAACCUCCUGACCCUGUCCCAUUAUUCUGAAGGUAACCGUUGGAGCAAUUCAACCAAAGGACUUUUCCAGAGAGCUAUAGCACAGAGUGGAACUGCGUUGUCCAGCUGGGCCGUCAGCUUCCAGCCUGCUAAGUAUGCUCGCAUGUUGGCCAAAAAAGUGGGCUGCAACCUGAAAGACACGGUGGACCUGGUGGAGUGUCUACAAAAGAAGCACUACAAGGAGCUGGUGGAUCAGGACAUCCAGCCUGCACGGUACCACAUCGCCUUCGGGCCUGUUAUCGACGGUGACGUCAUCCCAGACGACCCUCAGAUCCUCAUGGAGCAGGGCGAGUUCCUCAACUAUGACAUCAUGCUGGGCGUCAACCAGGGCGAGGGCCUGAAGUUUGUGGAGCUUAUCGUAGACAAUGAGAACGGCGUCCAGGCCAAUGAUUUUGACUACGCCGUGUCCAGCUUCGUGGACGACCUGUACGGUUACCCGGAGGGAAAGGACAUUCUGCGGGAGACCAUAAAAUUCAUGUACACGGACUGGGCUGAUAGACAUAACCCAGAGACCAGAAGGAAGACCCUACUAGCCCUGUUCACGGAUCACCAAUGGGUGGCUCCGGCUGUGGCCACAGCAGACCUCCACUCCAGCUUUGGGUCGCCAACGUACUUCUAUGCCUUCUACCACCACUGCCAAACAGACCAGGUGCCCCCCUGGGCAGACGCUUCCCACGGUGACGAGAUCCCCUAUGUGUUUGGCCUGCCCAUGAUUGGCCCCACAGAGCUGUUCCCCUGUAACUUCUCCAAGAACGACAUCAUGCUCAGUGCUGUGGUGAUGACCUACUGGACUAAUUUUGCCAAAACUGGUGACCCAAACCAGCCAGUCCCCCAGGAUACCAAGUUCAUCCACACCAAGCCAAACCGCUUCGAGGAGGUGGCGUGGACGCGCUACAACCAGAAGGACCAGCUGUACCUCCACAUCGGCCUAAAGCCCCGAGUCAAGGAGCACUACCGAGCCAACAAGGUUAACCUGUGGCUGGAGCUGGUGCCCCACCUCCACAGCCUGAACGAGGUCACCCAGAUCAUCUCCACCACCACCAAGGUCCCCUCACCAGAGGUCACCCCGAGGACACCAAAGAAGAUCCCUGUCAACACCAAGAGGCCUAACCCCACUCCCUUCCCCACCGAGACCCAGGACAGUCAGAACCAGCCCUUCCUGGUGGACCAGAGGGACUACUCCACAGAGCUGAGCGUCACCAUUGCCGUGGGCGCCUCGCUGCUCUUCCUCAACAUCCUGGCCUUUGCGGCGCUCUACUACAAGAAGGACAAGCGGCGGCACGACGUUCACCGGCGCUGCAGCCCCCAGCGCAACACGACCAACGACCUGGCGCACACACAGGAGGAGGAGAUCAUGUCCCUGCAGAUGAAGCACACGGAUCUGGACCACGAGUGUGAUGCCAUGCACCCACACAAGGUGGUUCUGAGAACUGCCUGCCCGCCAGACUACACGCUAGCCAUGCGACGCUCUCCUGACGACAUCCCCCUCAUGACCCCAAACACGAUCACCAUGAUCCCCAACACCAUGCAGGGCCGCCAGUCGUUGCACAACUUCAACACCUUCUCCAGUAGUGGACAGAACAACACCCUGCCCCACCCACACUCACACUCCACCACCAGGGUAUAGCCGGACGGAUGGACGCUGACACACACAGCACACGCCAGAGCUCACACCCAGCCUGAAUCAAACGGAUGUGGAAUAACUUCUACUCCUGUGAAUAUAUGAAAGGAAUAUAGGAAUGUUGCUGGGACUGGAGAAAAAUUUCAUUUUAUAUAAAAGAAGAUAUGAUUAAAAGUACAAAAAUAUUUCAAAUGAAAAAAUGAAUAAAGAGAAGGAUCAUUUUUAUUUCUGGUAUUGCAACAAAACAAGGUCAACUUUUCCAGCUAUAGAUAUCGCCUUCGGAAUUUUAUAUACGAUUGCUUGAUCCUGUUAUCAUGGAAAAGAGAGAAACCUCAGUGGAGCCUCAGAGGAGUAGCAGGGCCGCUUUGUAAAUGAAAGAAAACAUAUUGUUUUCCUGAGGCAUCAAACUGUAGAUUACUCUUUCUGGAGCCAAGAUGAGAUGCCGCUUAACCAAUUUAGGCAUGUGUUACUCUACAAGUAGAGGCAGUGUAAGAUAUGACAAAAACUAUCUAGAGAGAGGGGGAAAACUCUUAAAGAAUAUGCACAAUGUAGACAUUUUUUAAAUGUCUUGGAUUCUUUUCAUCAAUUUAUUUUUGGGGAACAGUUUUAUUGUAUAGAACCUAUUUACAUAUCUAGAUAUGUACACAAAGCACCAAUGCUGUUUAAGUCCUUCUUGGGCGUCAAUACCGCAAAUCUGCCAGCAGAACAAAAAAAGGGGGAUCCACUGGCUUUCUGGCAGAUACAGCUUCAUCACACAAGUGCUGUCUAUACCAAGAGCUGGAGGACAAAGGAUACUGGAUAUUUUUAGCACGACGCGCAUGACAAUUUAUCUGCUUGAUGGCUGUUCUGCUGAUUAAGUCAUAAUUAAGAAUACUUUUCAUCCCCAUUGGAUUGGUUUGAAGGAACACUACUGAUUAGCUUACAAAUCCAUAGGACUUUGGGAAUGGUCACAUGGGUGAAGGUCAUGGGUCAUAAUUGGGGACAGCAGGGGAGGGUUGGCUUAUGGUAACUACAGUACAUACACAAUAGCUUGAAUGAACAUGGGUAUAAGGACUAGUUUUGUACAAUUUGUGUUGGUACAACUUUUUGAUAGUGGUGAAUCACUCGCUGUUUGGGAUCCCAAUGGAGGGACCUUUCAUUGUACUCUUUUAGUUUGGAUCAAUGUUCUUUGCUAUUAUACAUAUUGGGUUUCUUAUCACCACUCUUGACUAGUUCAAGACCACUUUAAUGUAGAAAAGUAA
Messenger RNA from Oncorhynchus masou masou (cherry salmon), 3086 nucleotides. Its product is annotated as neuroligin-1-like. The transcript has 4 exons. Lineage: Eukaryota; Metazoa; Chordata; Actinopteri; Salmoniformes; Salmonidae. Gene Ontology annotation, cellular component: postsynaptic specialization membrane; plasma membrane; synapse. The record is from RefSeq and is a predicted model, not a curated record. Gene Ontology annotation, biological process: chemical synaptic transmission; presynaptic membrane assembly; synaptic vesicle endocytosis. The coding region runs from base 1 to 1851 and encodes 616 amino acids. Gene Ontology annotation, molecular function: signaling receptor activity; neurexin family protein binding.